Messenger RNA from Jaculus jaculus (lesser Egyptian jerboa), 647 nucleotides. It is a transcript of the gene Ptrhd1, whose product is annotated as peptidyl-tRNA hydrolase domain containing 1. The coding region runs from base 39 to 506 and encodes 155 amino acids. Gene Ontology annotation, molecular function: peptidyl-tRNA hydrolase activity. The transcript has 3 exons. The record is from RefSeq and is a predicted model, not a curated record. NCBI's taxonomy places the organism in Eukaryota, Metazoa, Chordata, Mammalia, Rodentia, Dipodidae.
UGCUCUGGAGAGUCGGCGCAGCCAUUCCGGUCAGGAAGAUGACGGCCCCUGGGGCGGAGCCGCCAGUACUGGUACAAUACUUGGUCCUGCGGAAGGAUCUGUCGCAGGCGCCGUUUUCCUGGCCUGCAGGAGCGGUGGUCGCGCAGGCUUGUCAUGCAGCCACCGCGGCCUUGCACCUUCACCGCAACCACCCGCACACCGCAGCCUACCUCGAGGAGCUGGGGCGCAUGCGCAAGGUAGUCCUGGAGUUGCCCCAAGUCCAAACUGGGAAAGACAACAAAAGAACAGACAAGACAAACAAAACACAGAACAAGACACAGGGGACCAAAAACCAGGUUCCUGAUGAAACCACCUUGAAGGAGCUGGCUGAGACCCUGCAACAGAAGAAUAUUGACCAUAUGCUGUGGUUGGAGCAGCCAGAGAAUAUUGCCACUUGUAUUGCACUCCGGCCAUAUCCCAAGGAAGAAGUGAGCCAGUAUUUGAAGAAGUUCCGACUGUUCAAGUGACUGCUGCUUUGGUAGAGUUGAAUGUUAUCGGGGUCUAGAAGUUAUGUGCCCUCCAUCCAGAAUCGUGUACUCCACUCAGUAGCAGUUUUGGCAGUUUCUUGAGAGUCAAGCACAAAUUCAAAUUAAAGGAAUCAUUAAUAA